AUGGAGGCGAUGCAGCCGCUGGCUGUGAGUGCAGGGGGGCGACCGAAGCUGGAGGAUGGCGAAGUUGAGAACUACAAGUGCGAACGCGAUGCGUAUGAGUUGGAAGGAACAGAAGAAGAUCAGAAUGGAAACGGGUCUCAGCUUCUACAACAGGGACAAGAAGUGAAGUGGUACCUCGAGCUACGGCUGAUUGAGAACGUCACAGAGAAGCUGAAGCUGCCGCAGGGCUCCAAGGACUUGUUCCUCAAAGCGUUGAAGACUGCGCUGGCAGAGAAGUCUUGGCUGCACAAGGGCAACAAGAUGGGAGCAGGGAGCGGCGAGACGCUGGGACAAGCAGCACAACCGAGGUUCAACGCAGGGAUCGGGACGAUCUUAGAGAUGCAGGCGGCGCAACAACGGGCGACGGGCGAAGUGAUGGGGAGCUGCUGUCAGGCACUCUCAGACCUUGAUAGCCUGAUGACUCACGCGAAGAACAUGGCUUGCGAGCUGUUUGAGCCCAAGGGAAUCAAACUUCGGCUACAUCAGUUCCGAAGUGGCGUUGUGGUGAUCAAAAGAAAAGAUGAUGGAGUCCAGAACGAGAACGACGCCGUCGUCCAGAUGCUCAAGGAGAGCGGGAGAGGAGUCAACGCCGCGCAGGCAGCCAAGGAGCUGGGCAUGUCUGUGGCUGCUGCGCGAGAGCUGCUCAAGGAGGAGGAGAGGAGGGGGACGAUCUGCAGAGACGACAGCAUAGAGGGUCUCAACUUCUACUUCAACGUCUUCUCAGGGUUCAAAGAGGAAUGA
Guillardia theta CCMP2712 is the source of this 780-nucleotide messenger RNA. RefSeq names its product vacuolar protein sorting 36 (gene VPS36). Gene Ontology annotation, molecular function: ubiquitin binding. The record is from RefSeq and is a predicted model, not a curated record. The transcript is spliced from 13 exons. Gene Ontology annotation, cellular component: late endosome membrane; ESCRT II complex. Lineage: Eukaryota; Cryptophyceae; Pyrenomonadales; Geminigeraceae. Gene Ontology annotation, biological process: protein transport to vacuole involved in ubiquitin-dependent protein catabolic process via the multivesicular body sorting pathway. The coding region runs from base 1 to 780 and encodes 259 amino acids.